UCCUUAGCGGAGGGAUGCGGGGGCGGGAUUAGAACCCCAAGCCAACUCGCAGUCGCGGAGAGCGCACAUCUUCCUCGGAUUUGGGAGGAACUGCUGGCCUGAUCAUGGACCCUGAAUGCUCCAGGCUCCUCCCAGCUCUCUGUGCUGUUUUAGCAGAUUCCAGACAGCUGGUGGCAGAUGACACCUGCUUGGAGAAACUGCUGGACUGGUUUAAAACAGUGACUGAGGCAGAGUCCAGCCUCCAACUACUACAGGACCAUCCCUGCCUAAUGGAGCUACUGUCCCAUGUGCUGAAGCCACAGGAUGUGAGCCCCAGGGUCCUCUCCUUUGCUCUGCGCCUUGUUGGGGUCUUUGCAGCCCAGGAAGACUGUUUCCAGUACCUUCAGCAGGGGGAGUUGUUGCUGGGGCUCUUUGGGGAGUCAGGUGCCCUCAGCUGGGCAGCCUGGAGCAUCCCCAGUGUGCGCAGCGGCUGGAUCCAGGGCCUGUGCUCCCUGGCACACCACCCCAGCGCCCUGCACUUCCUGGCUGACAGUGGUGCUGUGGACACCAUCUUCUCCUUGCAGGGAGACCCCAGCCUGUUUGUAGCCUCAGCAGCCAGCCAGCUCCUAGUACACAUCCUGGCUCUGUCCAUGCAAGGUGGAGCAUCUGGGUCCCCCAUCCCCAAAGCUGAUGCCUGGCCUGUUUGUGCCCAGAAGAUUGUGAACCAUGUGGAAGAGUCCUUGCAUUCCAAAGCCACCCCACAGGUCACACAGGCCUUGAAUGUCCUGACUACGACCUUUGGGCGCUGCCAUAACCCCUGGACAGGGGCCCUCUGGGAGCGGCUGAGUCCCCCCGUCGCCCACCUGUUUGAGAGAGACCCCAUUCCAGCCGUGCACUCACUCAUGGACCUCCUUCUCAGUGUGGCCAGAUCAGGUGGCUGCAGGGACACGGGGUCUCCUGUGUUCAAUUUUGCAGCCUGUGGCCUGUGGGAAAUGCUGGCCCAGACUCUGAGCCGCCUUAGCCCUACACAAGCUGGGCCUCUCGCUCUGGGGACCCUAAAACUUCAGCACUGUCCCCAGGAACUGAGGACUCAGGCCUUUGGAGUCCUCCUCCAGCCACUGGCCUGUAUCCUGAAAGCUACCACUCAGGCCCCUGGACCUCCAGGCUUGCUGGACGGGGCAGUGGGUAGCUUGCUGACUGUGGAUACACUCUUAUCUUCAAAGUCGGCCUGUGUGGGACUCCUUUGCCAGACUCUGGCUCACCUGGAGGAGCUGCAGAUGCUGCCCCAGUGCCCCUCCCCAUGGCCACAGGUGCCUCUGCUGCGAGCUGCUGUGACUGUAUUGCAUCUCUGCGAUGGCUCGGCGGAUCCUGGCUCCAGUGCUGGAGGCCGCCUCUGUGGGACUCUACGUGGCUGUGUUCGUGUCCAGCGAGCAGCCCUUGACUUCUUGGGGACACUGUCUCAGGGGACCAGCCCCUUGGAGUUGGUGCUAGAGGUAUUUGCUGUCCUCCUGAAGACCCUGGAGAGCCCGGAGUCCAGCCCCAUGGUCCUAAAGAAGGCCUUCCAGGCCACACUCAGAUGGCUCCAGAACCCACACAAGACCCCCAGCAGCUCUGAUCUCAGCCCCGAUGCCCUGCUGUUCCUUGGAGAGCUAUUCCCCAUACUACAGAAGCGUCUGUGCAGCCCGUGUUGGGAGGUGAGGGACUCAGCCCUGGAGUUCCUGACGCAUCUGAUCCGACACUGGGGAGGGCAGGCUGACUUCAGAGAGGUGCUACAUUCCUCAGAAGUACCCACACUUGCCCACCAGCUCCUCCAAGACCCUGAGAGUUAUGUCCGAGCAAGUGCAGUGGGUGCCGCUGGGCAACUCUCCAGCCAGAGUCUGCAGGCCGCUCCCGCCAGCCCUGAGAACCCGCAGGCCCAGCAGGGCCUACUCAUGGACCUCAUGCAUAUCCUGUCCACGGACUCGGAGGGCUUCCCUCGCAGGGCUGUGGUGCGAGUCUUCACGGAGUGGCUGAGAGAUGGCCAUGCUGAUGUGCUUCGAGACACUGAGUGGUUCGUGGCCACUGUUCUCCAGGCAGUAAGCCGGGAUCUGGACUGGGAGGUCCGAGUGCAGGGCUUGGAGCUGGCACGGGUGUUUCUCAUCCAGGGAAUGGGUCAGCCCAGCCUCCACUGUCCCUAUACAGUGGGCCUGCCUGGGGCCACCUCCCCUCGCCCACACCUGGAAUUCUUGCAGACUCUCUGCCGUCUGCCACUCUUUGAGUUUGCCUUUUGUGCCUUGCUUGACUGUGACCGACCAGUGGCCCAAAAGGCCUGUGACCUGCUUCUCUUCUUGAGGGACAAGACUGUUCCCUGCAGUAGCCCUCAGGAGGCUGGGGACAGCCCCAACUUAGCCUCAGUGGAGGCUGCUCUGCAGAGAUGGCGGGAAGGUGAGCAGGCCCAGCCCCUAGGGGACCUGGAGCCUGAGGCCAUGCUAGCCAUCCUCAGGUCCUUAGACCUGGAGGCCCUGCAGGGCAGGCUGGCCAAGAGCAGCGACCAUGUGGAGAAGAGCCCACAGUCCCUGCUGCAGGACAUGCUAGCCACGGUGGGCGUAUUGGAGGAGAAUGAAGCUGACUGCUACUGAGGCGUGUCCCCUCCUGUCCCCGUCUCCAUCCCAUGCCAGCAGGAGGACUCCAGCCCAGGUCAGCCACUCAAGAGACCCUGCAGGGAGUGGAUCAUAAUUCCUACAUUUUAAGCCGGGUAUGAUAACACACCUGUGGCUGCAGAGUUUAGAAGGCUGAGGGAGGAGAAUGGGGAAUUCCCAGCCAGUCUGGACUAGAUAGCAACCCUAUCUCAAGAAAAGUCAAGAAAUCAAAUCAAAACAAAACAAAACAAAAUCUCCACCCUUUGUGUGCAUGUGCAUGCAGACCAGAGGUCAGCCUCAGGUGGUAUUCCUCAGGUGCUGUCCACAUUGUUUUUUGAGAAAAGGUCUCUCACUGGGACUUGGUACUCGAUGAGACUUGCCAGUGAACUCAAGGGAUCCCGCCACACCCUCCUUAGCACUGGGAUUAUAAUACUGCAUCCCCGUACCUGGGUCUGUACGUGGGUGCUGGGAUUUGAACUCAGGUCCUCAUGCUUGCAUGGCAAGCACUUUACCCACUGAACCGUCUCCCCAGGCCCCACAGAAUCCCAGUUUCCAUGUGCUAUUAAAGAAGUGGCUUGUUUUUUGCUCAGAA
This is a messenger RNA of Arvicanthis niloticus (Nile rat), 3189 nucleotides long. NCBI's taxonomy places the organism in Eukaryota, Metazoa, Chordata, Mammalia, Rodentia, Muridae. The record is from RefSeq and is a predicted model, not a curated record.